AUGGAGUUAAAGAAAUAUAAUGAAAAAAAAUUGUUGUAUAUUUUUAAUGCUUAAUAGAAUUUGACUUUAAAUUUAAAUUAGAGAAGAAAAAAACAAUGGUAAUAAUAAAUUCUAAAACAAAAUGUCUUAAGAUAACAUAUUAGUAAUCAAUUAAUACGAAAUCAAUAUGAAUUUCUUGAUAGGUUCAGGUUAAUUUGGGACAGUUUAUAUUUGUUAAGAUAAAUAAAACACAUAAUUACAACUAUGCGCAAAAGUAAUUAUAAUUUAGAUUAGAGAUAGUUGAAAAUUAUUCAAAAGACCCUAAGAUGGAAAGAGAAAUAGGUCUAAUGUAGUUAAUUAUGCAGAAAGGAAACAAUAAUAACAACAUUGUAAGAGUUUAUCAUGUAGAAAUUGAAAAAUAAAGAAUUAUUUUAAUUUUAGAAAGAUGUAAAUGCGAUUUGCAGGCGUAAUUCAACUAAAAAAAAAAAAAGGAAAAUAAAUAUUACACUCCUAAUGAAGUUAUUAAUAUUUUGAAGUAAAUUACAAACGGUUAUAAAUUUCUUUAUGAUAAUAAUAUUAUUCAUAGAGAUAUUAAACCUUAAAACAUUUUAUAUUUAAAUGGAGUAUAUAAAGUAUUUAUAGUUAUUAAAUUAGAUUGCUGACUUCGGAUUAGCCAGAGUCUAUUAGGAAAAUGAUGAUCUCACAAAAGCUGGUACUCUAAAAUACGCAUCACCUUAAUAAAUAUUAGGUCAAUAAAAAUUUACAAAUUCUGCAGACAUUUUUUCUGUAUUUUCAAAUUUUAUGAAAAGCUUGGAAUUGUUUGUUAUGAACUAAUUUUUGGAUGCCUACCUUACAAAAUUAGUAAUUAUUAGUAAUUGUUAUUCCAAUUAGGAAGAUUAGAAUCUAACCCAGUUAAAAUUGAUAGAUCUGUCUCUGGGGUAAAUAUUAAUUUAAUUCUUAAGAUGACUGAAGAAAUUGCAAUUUUAAUUGAAAAUAUGUUGAAAUAUCAUGAAAAUUAAAGAAUCAGUUGGAUAGAUUUAUUUGCUCAUCCAUUAUUAAAUGACCAUAAAUUCACUCCAAUCUAAUAAAUCAUUAAACCACAAAUUAUCCCAGCGAAGAUUUAAACUACUCCUUAAAAUAUUGUACCAAUGAUUCAAUAAAUCUCUAAUUAAUCAGAUCAAUUUUACUAAAUUGCAGCCUUUAUGAAUAAUGUUUUAGAUUCUCUAGAUAAGCAUUUGUAUAUUUAUUAAGUAAUCUUAGAAAUCAAUAAAAAUAAAUACAUGCUGAUAUGAUUAAGAUAAAGUUAUAGUUAUAUUAUCUUUCCUCUUGUUUUUAUGAACAUAGUAAAGCAAUGAAAAGUAAAUAAUAAGCUUUUCAAAAAUAAGUGUAUACUUUAGCAAAUGUUGAAAUUGCCAUAAAAAAUUUAGAUAAAGCAAAAUAAUUACUUUAAGAUCAAAUUAACAAUUAUGGUUUAUCAGCAAACUUUCCACUUAAAGAAACUGUGGCUGAUUAUAAUAACUAUUUUACUUAAUUAAAUAGUUUAUUAACAACCUAAUUUUUAUUUCCAUACACAAAUAAAUGUAAUUACUAUUUAGAAUAUUUACAGUAUCUUAUUUAUAUUUAUGUAUCAAGGUUACUUUUUUGUUUGUUAAAAUUAAGAGAAUUAAAAGAUUUAAGUGACUUAUCUUUAGUAUUUAAAUUAAUUAUAGAUACAAAAAACUAAUUACAAUAAGAGGCUGUGAUUAGAAAAACCUUGGAUUAAAAAAUGAAUAAUUGA
This is a messenger RNA of Paramecium pentaurelia, 1756 nucleotides long. The record is from the annotation of a GenBank genome assembly. NCBI's taxonomy places the organism in Eukaryota, Ciliophora, Oligohymenophorea, Peniculida, Parameciidae.